AUGCUUGCCUGGCAUGCUGCACAAUCGUGGUGCACUGUGUGCUCGCACAACCGUAUCUCGCCAUCUUCAAUAAUCAUCAACACGGCGUCGGCUCACGUGUGUCAGCCUCACCUCAAUGAUUCCAUCCGACAAGUUUCUGAGACUUCCUGGCUCGUCUUCAACACCGCUCUUCUGACCCAUUCCCCAUUGCAAACCCCAGACCAUAUUCCCAACGGCCAAGCAUGCUGGAGCGACGGCCACGAGGGCCAUUUCACCUUGUCUGCCGCACCAAAUCCUCUUCCCGAUUCCGACGCUCUCGCCGAAGACUCGACGCUGAUCUCGCUAGUCCAUGCUGUAGACAACCAAGCUGCUGUCUGGCGGGCGGGCGAAGCCUUCAUCAAAGCACACCACAUGGAAGUAUCCCCAUGUCACUGGAGAGCAUUUGCGUCGAAAGUUCCCGGGCAACUGCUCGAUGACGCUUGGCCCAUCUUGGAUGAGCCCCUCUGGCAGCACUGCAUUUGCAAGGUCGCAGGUCUGCUCGAGCGGUAUCUCGUCAAAAGGCAGCUCCUGGACAACUGUACCAGCAUGGCCAUGGACGUCUCCUCAGAGAGACCCAACAGUAUUCGAACGAUGUGCCUUGCUGAUGGCGGCGGCUCAGAGGCAGGCUCUCUUGCCCUCCAGUUCCAAGACCAUCCUUUCGUCAUCACACAUGCCCUUGGCUCGAUAGCGGCCUCUCAAGUUUCCCAUGAAGAGUUCUCCCAUAAAUAG
Molecule: messenger RNA, 747 nt
Organism: Sodiomyces alkalinus F11
Lineage: Eukaryota; Fungi; Ascomycota; Sordariomycetes; Glomerellales; Plectosphaerellaceae
Exons: 7
Coding region: 1-747 (248 amino acids)
Source: RefSeq, a predicted model, not a curated record